Messenger RNA from Salarias fasciatus (jewelled blenny), 2327 nucleotides. Its product is annotated as ribose-phosphate pyrophosphokinase 1-like. The record is from RefSeq and is a predicted model, not a curated record. Gene Ontology annotation, biological process: purine nucleotide biosynthetic process; 5-phosphoribose 1-diphosphate biosynthetic process. Gene Ontology annotation, cellular component: cytoplasm; ribose phosphate diphosphokinase complex. The coding region runs from base 179 to 1522 and encodes 447 amino acids. Gene Ontology annotation, molecular function: magnesium ion binding; ribose phosphate diphosphokinase activity; ATP binding. The transcript is spliced from 2 exons. Lineage: Eukaryota; Metazoa; Chordata; Actinopteri; Blenniiformes; Blenniidae.
UCCUCCGGGUCUCUAUCUAACUGUAGAAACAGUCAGUCAGUAUUUCUGCUCCAGCUUCCGGUCUGUGGACGAAGCCCAAGUGAGUAAUAUUCAGUCUCAUUUUUAAUUUUGUGUAACUGAUUUAUCUUCAGCCCAAAUCGAGCUCCAGAUUAGUCGCACAACUCCAGCUCUCUGAGAAAUGGAGAACACACAGGAACCAACCAGAAGUACUUCCACCAGUCUUCAGGAACUGCGGGAGGAUCAGAAUUCCAACCCCAACGUGAGCAACACACAGGAAAUGGAUCUUGACACGCUCUAUCAUCGGUUCAUCAGCUUGGAAAAAGACAAUAAGAAACUGCUCAAAGAAAAAGAAACUUUGAGAAGCCAGAUCAGAGCUCUGGAGUCUAAACAAAAGCAGCUGAACUCUGCCCUCCAUGAGAAAGAUCAACAGCUGAGACACAAAGAGGAGAAGAUUCAGGACUUGGAAAAAAGGGUCCAGUCACAAAAUGACGAGAGUGAAUUACACCGUGGCCUCUCAAUGCUGGCGCGGCCCGCUCGGCUGAACAAAGCCCUGGACUGCAGCAAAAUGCCUAACAUAAAAAUAUUUAGCGGGGGCUCGCAUCCGGACUUGUCUCAGAAGAUAGCAGAUCGCCUUGGUCUGGAGCUGGGGAAGGUUGUGACAAAAAAAUUCAGCAACCAAGAGACAUGUGUGGAGAUAGGAGAGAGUGUCCGUGGAAAAGAUGUCUACAUCGUGCAGAGUGGCUGUGGGGAGAUCAAUGACAAUUUGAUGGAGCUGCUGCUCAUGAUCAGUGCUUGCAAGAUUGCGUUAGCCUCCAGGGUCUCUGCUGUCAUCCCCUGCUUUCCCUAUGCCCGGCAAGACAAGAAGGACAAGAGCCGAACUCCCAUCUCUGCCAAAUUGGUGGCCAACAUGUUGUCUGUGUCCGGCGCCGACCAUAUCAUCACUAUGGACUUGCACGCAUCACAGAUAAAGGGAUUCUUUGAUAUUCCGGUUGAUGACCUGUAUGCAGAGCCAGCUGUGCUGAAAUGGAUCAAAGAAAACAUCCCUGAAUGGAAAAACUGCAUCAUCAUCUCCCCAGAUGCAGGAGGAGCCAAGAGGGUUGCCUCGAUAGCAGACAGACUGAAUGUGGACUUCACCCUGAUCCACAAGGAGAGAAAAAAGGCUAAUGAGGUGGACCGCAUGGUUCUCAUUAGAGAUGUGACGGAUCGGGUCGCCAUUCUUGUGGACGACAUGGCCGACACGUGCGGCACAAUCUGCCAUGCUGCUGACAAAUUAAUAUCGGCUGGUGCCACCAAGGUGUAUGCCGUCUUGACCCAUGGCAUAUUCUCUGGUCCGGCCAUUCAGUACAUCAACAGUGCCUGUUUUGAGGCUGUGGUGGUCACCAAUACAAUUCCUCAGGAGGAUAAAAUGAAGCAUUGUCCCAAAAUUCAAGUGAUCGACAUCUCCACAAUCCUUGCAGAGGCUAUUCGUGGAACUCACAAUGGUGAGUCUGUGUCAUACCUGUUAAGCCAUGUUCCCUUGUAACGAAUGGUAUCGACCAUUGAGUUUGAGGAAUCUGCUGAAGUGUUGGCUGGCUUGACCGCAGUUCCAGAAGCAGCAGAACGAAAACACUCCCCAGAUGGCGAAUUUGGCGAAUGUGCUCCAGCCUGGGUGGUAACCGUUUGCCUCCCAGGACAAUCGGAAGUAUUUUCCAGCUUGGACACGACAGAAUCUGGUGGACCUUCUGUGAGGACAGACUCAGGUUGUGCUUUGGUGACUGUGGAUCCAGGAUACUGGCUCUUGUUUUGUUUCCCCACAGGGCUACCACCAAGCAGACAAAGUGCCCGCCAGUUUGCCGCUACUAACCACCAAGCUAAUGCACCGGCUAGCGGCAGCCACCAGCAUACGGAAGCUAAUAGCUAGUGGCAAUUAAGAACACUUACCCAGCAUGUCGGUGAGCUGUGGAGGACAAUCAAUAACUGACACGAAGCAGUCAACCGAUAUCAUCACAAACCGAGAACAUGAAAUGUGUUCGUAAGGAGCAACGUCUGAAUGUCACAUAAUGCCACCUGAAGGAAAGCCAGACACAAAGCCAGACGAAGAUAGCGUCAAACUGUCACAGGCGAACAAACUGCUACAACAACAGAAAGAGAUGUUCACGCCACUGUUACAGCAACAGCAAGACAACUUCAAAGGCUUUAUUGAACUGAUUGUAAUGAAUUAAUGAAUGUUAGGAGUGAUACAUCUUGAUGACUAUCAAUGUUUGGUAAUGACAAGGGGUUCUAUUCUAUUCUAUUCUGUGUGUGGAUGUGCAUGAUCUGUUCAGUAAAAUGGCAAGUGAAGUCCCGGA